AUGCAGCUUGGGAACAAGGACGACAACACUCGGGCACACCGUUGGUUUAGAACUUUUGUGCCUCUAAUUCUCUUCAUCAUUAUCUAUUUUAUUAUCUAUAAUUUCCAAACAUGUUGGGUCUCUGUUUUGGUUUUAUCAGUAGUUUUUGGGUUGUUUGUCUUGGUUCAACUCCUUUAUCCAGUUGAAGGCUUUUACUUUAUGUAUGUGGUAGGCAUCAUGAUAUUGGGGGUUUUCUUAGCUAUCUUUGCCUGUGAUUAUGAUCCAAAAAUCCAUCCUUUUUGGUUCUGUUUCUUGACACUUUCCGUUUUUGAGAUGAUCAUCUAUUUUUUCAACUAUCGAGGACCUACUAAUAGGGCAUUCAGCUUCUAUUGA
Molecule: messenger RNA, 372 nt
Organism: Camelina sativa (false flax)
Lineage: Eukaryota; Viridiplantae; Streptophyta; Magnoliopsida; Brassicales; Brassicaceae
Source: RefSeq, a predicted model, not a curated record